CACUCCCUGAGGUAUUUCUCCACCGCGAUGUCCCGGCCCGGCCUCGGGGAGCCCCGCUUCAUCGGGGUGGGCCUCGUGGACGACACGCAGUUCGGGCGGUUCGACAGCGACUCCCCGGGUGGGAGGGCGGAGCUGCGGGCGCCCUGGGCGGGGCGGGUGCGGCAGGAGGACCUGGACGAGGAGACCCUGAACCAAAAGCGCACCGCCCGGAGGCUCCGAGCGCUCCUGGAGGACCUGCGCGGCCGCUGCAACCAGAGCGAGAGGACUCUGGGCUGCGACGCGGGGCCCGACGGGCGCCUCCUCGGCGGGUACGAUCAGGUCGCCUAUGAUGGCGCGGAUUACCUGGCCCUGAACCGGGACCUGCGCUCCUGGACCGCGGCGGACACGGAGGCUCAGAUCACCCGGCGCGAGUGGGAGGCCAGCAGGGAGGCCGAGCGCCUCAGGAACUUCCUGGAGGGCAGGUGCUUGGUGUGGCUCCGCAGAUUCCUGGAGAUCGGGAAGGAGGUGCUGCAGCAGGCAGAUCCUCCGAACAUACACAUGACCCACCACCCCAUCACUGAGCAUGAGGUCACCCUGAGGUGCUGGGCCCUGGGCUUCUACCUUGCGGACAUCACCCUGACCUGGCAGCAAGAUGGGGAGGACCUAACCCCAGACACAGAGCUGGUGGAGACCAGGCCUGGGGGCGAUGGAACCUUCCAGAAGUGGGCAGCUGUGGUGGUGCCUUCUGGAGAGGAGCAGAGAUACACGUGCCAUGUGCAGCAUGAGGGGCUGCUGGAGCCCCAAGUCUUGAGAUGGGUGCCCCCUCCACAGUCCUCCAACCCACGGGGGGUGUCAUUGCUGGCCUGGUUCUCCUUGGAGCUGUGUUCACUUGGUGCUGCGGUGGCUGUAGCUGUGAUGUGGAUGAAGAAGUUCAGAAGGACAAAGAGGAAGCUACACUCAGGCUGCAGGCAGCAACAGUGCCCAGGGCUCGAAUGUGUCUCUCUCAGCUCCUAAAGAAGAGAAAGGAGCAGGACUGGACCCCAGGACCCCCGGUGUUCAGGAGAGUACAUUGCACAGUCCAACACCACAUACCGAAGGCACAAGAGACCAGAGACCCCACUUCAGCAAGCAUAAGAGUCACCUGGACACUCCUGAAGACUCAGAGGCUCUAGAGUAGAUCCUGAAAUUCUAUUAUGAGACCCCUCUCGUUUUAGGGGAGAAUUUAGGGUUGAUUCCAGGAAGGGUGCAAUUCAUUCCUGGGAAAAGAAGCAGGAAUAAAUAACAGGGACUCUGGAGUCCAAGGUUCAAUUCUAAGAGCCUGAAGGACCUUCUUUAUUUGGGGUAUCUGCACAGAUCUGGGAACCAGUUGUUUUGAUUUUUUUUACAUCAUUUUUUAUUUUUAUACAAUGUAUGCAUUUCAUCUUGGUUAUAGUCCCCGUGAAAUUCCCACCAUCCAUUGUAUUUUUUUGUAUUUUUUUUGGUGGUAAAUACCAAGAAGCGGGAUGACUGGAUCAUACAGAAUUAUGUUAUAUAUUUUGUAUAUACUUUUGCAUAUAUUUUGUAUAAUUUUUGUGUAUAUUUUGAAAUAUAUAUUUUAUAUAUAUUUCUUCCCUAUUGAUUGGCAUGAAUUUACAUUCACACCAACAGGGUACAGGGGUUCCUUUCUCUCUGCAUCCUCUCUGACCCUUGUUGUAUCUGGUCUUUUUGUUAUAGGCCCUUCUCACAGAUGCAAGGUGAUAUCUCAUUGUAGUUUUGAUUUGUUUUUCCCUACAAUAAGAGAUGAUAAGCAUCUUUUCAUGUACCUAUAUAUUUUCUUGGGAGAAGUAUCUGUUAGAUCCCAUUUUUAUAAUCAGUUUUGGUUUUUACUGUUGAAUUUUGUUAGUUGUUAAUAUAUUUUGGAUAUUAGAUAUAUGAUGUCAGAUAUGUGAUGUGCAAAUAUCUUCUCCUAUUCAGUAGGUUAUAGUCAUUGAGAUGGCAAUUUCUUUUGCUGUGCAGAAGCUUUCCAGUUUGAUGGAGCCCUACUUGUUUUUUUUUUCUUAUUGCCAUUGCAUUUGGUGUCCAUUCCCUGAAGACAUGUCUAAGGAGGAUGUCACGGGUCAUAAUGACUAUCAUUUCUCCUAUGUAUUUUAUGGUUUCCUGUCUUACAUCCAAAUCCCUAAUCCAUUUUGAAUUAAUUUUUGUGUGUGGUGUGAGGGAAGUCGACUUUCAUUCUUUUGCAUGUAACUGUCCAAUUCUCCCAGUGCCAUUUAUUGAAAAGACAUUCCUUGCUCCAUUGUAAGCUCUUGGCUACUUUGUUGUAAGUUAGUUGUGUAUAUAUGUGUGUGUGUGUGUGUGUGUGUGUGUGUGUGUAUGUGUGUAUAUAUAUGAGUUUAUUUCUGGGUUCUCAGUUCCAUUCCAUUUUCUGUCUGUUCUUAUUCCAAAGCCAUGCUGUUUUGAUUACUAUUGCUUUGUACUAGUUGGAGGUGGGGAGCAUGAUGCCUCCAUUUUCAUUCUUAUUUUCUCAGGAUUAUUAUUGCUAUUU
Talpa occidentalis (Iberian mole) is the source of this 2500-nucleotide messenger RNA. Its product is annotated as class I histocompatibility antigen, Gogo-OKO alpha chain-like. Lineage: Eukaryota; Metazoa; Chordata; Mammalia; Eulipotyphla; Talpidae. Gene Ontology annotation, cellular component: external side of plasma membrane. Gene Ontology annotation, molecular function: signaling receptor binding; peptide antigen binding. The transcript is spliced from 7 exons. Bases 28 to 993 code for a protein of 321 amino acids. Gene Ontology annotation, biological process: immune response; antigen processing and presentation of endogenous peptide antigen via MHC class I via ER pathway, TAP-independent; antigen processing and presentation of endogenous peptide antigen via MHC class Ib. The record is from RefSeq and is a predicted model, not a curated record.